Molecule: messenger RNA, 1150 nt
Organism: Drosophila subpulchrella
Lineage: Eukaryota; Metazoa; Arthropoda; Insecta; Diptera; Drosophilidae
Gene: AIMP2
Product: probable aminoacyl tRNA synthase complex-interacting multifunctional protein 2
Exons: 5
Coding region: 103-1101 (332 amino acids)
Cellular component (GO): aminoacyl-tRNA synthetase multienzyme complex
Source: RefSeq, a predicted model, not a curated record
UUGCAUAUCUAGCUACAAAACGGCCAUCUCUAGCAAGCACAUUUUGCAUUUGAUUAGUUUUCCAUUAAAUUAUUGUGAUUUUCCAACGUUUUCGCCGGGGAAAUGUACGAACUAAAGACCCUGCUGCCGCAAUUCGACAUCAAGCUGCCCACCUGCAUGUAUCCCCUGAAGAAUGUGAGCCUGGCGGCGGAUUCCCUGGCCAGUGGCUCCUCCACAUCCACACCCGCGUCCACAUCAUCAUGCAAAUCGGAGGCCAGCGGGAUCAGCAAAACAAGCCGAAACGCAGCCACAUGUGCACUUGAUUUGGACUCUUUAGGCCGACAAAUACAGCAACUGCUAAAGGACGACACGGCUUCGGUGGCUGCCCGCCAAGAGAAGGUGCUCAAGCAGCUGGAGGACCUCAAGGCGCAACUGGGACAGAUCCGGGCCGGACUCGGAGUUUGUGGCAAGACCUUCCAGCACACGACUGCCUUCCAGAAUGGAGGCUUAAAGGAGGUUCCCCUGCAAGAUGUUGUUAUCAAUGGACAUCCCAACUUCAUCCCCUAUGCCUUGUUGGCCUUGAAAAACGCUUGGAGGGAUCUGUACACGAUUGAUGUCAAGACCUUCACGCACUCCACUAUGGCCGAUAUUGGACCAGCCGCUCGGGAAUUCGAAGCUAACUUGGCUAAAGUUCCAGUUAACCCGGCUCUGCCGAAGAUCAAUGUUACGCUCAUUUGGAAGAACUGCGAACACACCGAAAUGAUCAGCUCGCCCACGAUGUACGUACCCAUCUACGGAGAGGUGAACAUCAUCAGGUACCUGGGUCGAGUGGGUCCCGCCGAAUACCGAUACGAGGGCUCGCCCCUGUGCAAUGAGAUCGACCUCGUCCUGGACAUUUGCUACCAACUGCUGCGCUGCAACACCCACAAAACGCAGGUGGCCAUGGUGCGCCUGCUGGACAAGCGGCUGCAGCAGCAGCAGUAUUUCGGCGGCUCCCAGAUGUCGGUGGCCGAUAUCGGUGUCUACAGCUCACUGAUACGAAUGCCCGGAGUAACCGAUAAGGACCUGACGCCAGCGCUUUUGGCUUGGCGAAAACGGGCGAAGCUCGUGGCUCAAAUUUAAAAACCUUAAACGACAAAGGCGAACAAAUAAAUUAUACAAAUAAAUCUAA